Alternaria viburni is the source of this 2715-nucleotide messenger RNA. RefSeq lists its product as uncharacterized. The coding region runs from base 1 to 2715 and encodes 904 amino acids. NCBI's taxonomy places the organism in Eukaryota, Fungi, Ascomycota, Dothideomycetes, Pleosporales, Pleosporaceae. The transcript is spliced from 4 exons. The record is from RefSeq and is a predicted model, not a curated record.
AUGGGACAACUCAAGACUCAAGUACCACUCAAGACUAUGGAGCUGGAACCCAUCCUCAGUCUUGAGGAGUUCCCAGCGUAUGUCCAACCCCGAAGAGUGGUGUCGCGUUAUGAUGCCAGUCAAGAGAACAAGCCGAACCUUCCCUGGUGGAAACUUGACAAAGCUGGGAUCGACAUCCUGCUGAAAGCAUUUGCACACCUUAUCAUUGAACUUCUCAAAGGCUCCCCGGAUACCGACAAAGAGCUCCACCUGGCGAUCAACGCUCUUUUCGACUGUGAUGGUCUCUCGCUCACCGGUGCAGAAGGCGCGGCUUGUACCAGCUCGAUCACCCGAUACGUCCAGUAUCCAAAGAGCACGACUGGUGAGGACAAGUUCUUUGCUGAGAUCAAAUUCUUCACCCGAGAGGAGCGCGAAGCAUUGCUCAAGGAGCACGCUCGGUCGUACUACUUUUACCACAACGCAGACGACGACUCAGAUGAUGAGGAGUCUCCGCGGACAAAGUCGGUCGGCCAGGACCAGAUGGAUCGCAGCCUGAACGAUACAGCCGAAGACAUCUUCACAACCCUGUUUGGCUCCUACGACGAGUUUUCCGAACACUGGAACGUACCGGAUUACAAAGCAGGGGAGUUCGUGCGCCUGUGCCAACUGAAAUGCGACGAGGCUCUGAAGAAGGAGCAAAUCGACUCUCAGGGGAUCGCGACUAAGAUGGCAGAUACUCAAAUCGAACUGCUGGAGCAAUUGCGACCGUUUCUUACUAGCAUCAAGGGUCAAAAGUGUUUAUGGCCGCUUGUGGACAACAUUUCAGUCAGAUUCCAUCAUGAACUCCUUCAAGGAGGGAUCGAGAUCAUUGAUCUUCCAGGUUGGGGUGACAUCAAUCUUUCCAGAGUCCGACACGCGGAGAAGAUCAAGGAUACCGUCGACGUUGAGAUCAUUCUAGCAGACACGAUACGCAUCGCCUCUGACGACAAAGUCAUUAACAGCACACGGGCAGCUGUUGCUCAUCAUGGCCCUUCGAAGGUCAAAGUCGUCGCAACAAAGAUCGAUUCUCUCACCAAAAACCAGCUGUCUCAAUGCAAAGGCGGAGAAUUUGAUCGCAUCAACCAGCUGCUCCAGGAGGUCGAAGAAAAAGAAGCCGCGCUCGAUGAUAACGACGAUGACGAUGAUGGAGUCAAUGCCAAAGAGCGCAGAUUGUUGGGUCAAUAUCGUAUCUACCUGGAGCGAACACGAAAGCAGAGAAAGAUACUGCAACGUGCAGACAACAUCUCCGCAGAGCUGAUGUCAAAGCUUCGCAGUCGGUCAACCAACGAUAUGCCCCAAAUUUUCCACGCAUCCGCCUCUGAGUACAUGGAUUGGAUACGCAAACCAAAAUUGACCUUCGCAAACCAGCCAUCCUUGUCGCCCGACAUGACUGGUAUUCCUGCCAUUCGCGAGUUUCUCUUCUCACUGCCAGCACAACAAAGCUUGAGAGACUACGAACGCCAUAUCAACGUCACGGUCUCAGCUUUCAUUGAGAAGAUGAAGAAGACAGUGGCAGAGAAUGAGCGUGAUGGGGGUUUCCGAACGAUAGCUGACGACUUCGACGCUCACCGCAGAGGUUACAUGACGCGACUCCUCUCAGAAGCGAAGUCAGCAUUCCAGCGAUGCUCCGAUGACAGCAUUAAGAAGAUUGAGAAAGACAUCCCUAACUUCAAAGAGCAGCUUGAAGAGAAAAUGACCGCAGAAUGGUUCAUACUCAAGGCGGCAGCUUUCACCCGAAUCGUCAAGUGCCGUGGUGUCGUUCCGAAAGGCGCAUCUAGAGCCAGAGGCCUCGAAGAUGGAUGUCACUGGAACAAGGAACUGGCAGAUCUACUUGCACCUGGUUUCAACAAAUGGUACAACACGCACAGGUUGUGCAUGGCGAACAUGAAACCAGCACUGAGUCAGAGCUUGCACCAGCUCCAUAUGAAGAUUAGUAAAAUGAUCAACGACUCUAGCGCAAACAUGGUCACUAUCGAGAAGGCCAAGAAGAAGUGGGAACCGCUGCGCACCCGACUCCAGGCUAAGCUUAUGGUGCUGAUGGACGAUGUCAGCAAGCUGGAGAAGUUGAUGUUCGAAUCGGCAACCAUGGAAUUCGGUCAAGAGAGGACCCUUAUCUCAUACAUGACUGAUGACCUCUACACCGAGGUUUUCGAAGCGGUACCCGAAGAGAAACCACCUCUACCGGUAAAAUCAGGAAAGAAGAAGCCAGCAAAACGGUACGUUAUGCCCAAGAUCAAGUUCCAGAAGAAGCGCAUGGAAGACUUGUUCCUGAACCCAGAUUCACACUUCAUCGACCAGGUCCUCAAGCGCUUCCAACUAGAGUUCAACGACGCAAUGCGCACUCUGCUAGAGAAGCAUUUUGUUAGCAUCGACAAGUUGUUGGAGAACCUAAGCGCAAGUCUCCGGGCAGAGGCACCUAUCGAUUAUCGCAUCACCAAAGAAGGCGAGGCUAUCCGUGCCGAGUUAGCGCAGCACAUCCCGAUGUUCGAGGAAAAGGCCAUGGAACUAAGGAGCAAAUUGCCACAGACAGUAAAGCCCGAAGACGAAAUGGCUCUCACGCUUGUUAAUACCGACGCGUUCGAUGGAGAUGACGAAGACAACCUCGCCAUAUUCUACGAUAAGAUGGUGAAGACCAAGCGGAAGGAUCCUGAGCCUACUAUCCGGCGACCCAAGCGGAUCAAGACAGAGCCUGUCUGA